Triticum aestivum (bread wheat) is the source of this 844-nucleotide messenger RNA. RefSeq lists its product as uncharacterized. The coding region runs from base 15 to 356 and encodes 113 amino acids. Lineage: Eukaryota; Viridiplantae; Streptophyta; Magnoliopsida; Poales; Poaceae. The transcript has 2 exons. The record is from RefSeq and is a predicted model, not a curated record.
AGGAGAGCGUGGAGAUGGUGAUGAGGGGGUUCAAUGGCGGCCGGUGCGACUUCCUGACCAAGCCCCCGGGCAACGACGGGAUGCACAACAUCCUCCGUCCUGUCAGGGAGCGAAGCCUCAACGCUGCCGUCAAUGCCGCCGCUGCAAACGCCGAUCCUCGCUCCAGCCGGGAUGGCACAUCGAGGAAGAGGCCAGUGGAAGUGGACCACUCCGACGUGGGGGGCUACGGUAGCAGGACCGCCAAGAAGAUCACUGCAGAGAAGCAUGCAUUACUUCACAAAGUGGCCAACAACCGGAUCAAUGGAACAGAAGGCAAUCUCGGUGGUUCAAAGAUGGAGAGUGAUGCUAUAACCUAGAGGUGUUGGUAGUUGCACAACGAGUUGAAUCAUGAGAAGUCGAACUCACCAAUUCGAGUUACUACGAAAUAUUUACGUAGUUAUGAUGACUCACUAUUCAUCUUCUGGCAAUAGGACAAUAGAGAUGUCAUCAAGGGAAAUGAUGUCAUUGGUGAGGGUAAGAAAGACCACAUAUGGGUGCCGUAUGGUCCCGCGGUUGUGCGAUGGCCGAUCUCGAACGUGAUCACAUUGCAAUGACCACUAGACCACUGAUGGUUUGUACAUCGAUGGUUGUGCAUGAGUCGACAUGGUUAUUAGGGAUUCUAACUGAUGGGUGCCAGUUUCGGCCUAGCGCUACGCACCUCAAUCAAUGUGUUGAAGCUUUAGAAACUAAAGCCAAUUCUGUUGUCGAAGUUCACAAUCUGGCGAUGAUGCCUACUAAUAGGCGGAUAGUACCGCAGUUUGACUUUGUAUUGUCGCUAUGAGGAAGUAAAGGCUCAGGGAUGAUC